UGAAAGAGGUUGCUGGGAGAGGAAACGGAGAGGCAGAGGAAGACAAGAGAGACAUGAUUAGACCGGGCCCACUGGCUUUCUUUUAGCCAAGUCUGUGUUUGAAUGGGGUCCAGGCACACUGGGAGAAGCAUGAAAUGGAUACAUGGGAAGAUGAUCCAACGGACCAACGUACUUGCCUUAUCUGUGGAGAUCGCGCCACAGGCCUGCACUAUGGCAUCAUCUCUUGUGAGGGCUGCAAGGGCUUCUUCAAGCGCAGCAUCUGCAACAAGCGUGUUUACCGCUGCAGCCGCGACAAGAACUGCGAGAUGUCACGCAAGCAGCGCAACCGCUGCCAGUACUGCCGCCUGCUCAAGUGUCUGCAGAUGGGGAUGAACCGCAAAGCGAUCAGAGAGGAUGGCAUGCCAGGAGGGAGGAACAAAAGCAUCGGGCCCGUUCAGAUCACAGAGGAGGAGAUAGAGCGGAUCAUGUCGGGGCAGGAGUUCAAGGAGGACGCCCCGGAGCACACCUGGGGCAACAACGGAGACAGUGACCACAGCUCGCCGAGCAACGGAGCCUCGGAGGGCAACCAGCCUUCCCCUGCCUCCACUCUGUCCUCCAAUCGCUCUGUGGAGAUGAACGGCUACACGGCGGCCCUCAGAGACCAGUACAUCAACAACUCCAUGUCCACACACUACCAGCUCCUGCCCCACCUGUUCAGCUACGCCGCCCAGUCCGGCCUGCUGGCCCCCCAGCCCCGCAGCCUCUACCCACAGUCCCACCCACUGGUGCUGCAGCUGGUGGCAGCUGAAGACCUGGCCCCCCUGGGAACCCCUAUGCUCAUAGAAGACGGGUACAAAGUGACUCAGGUGGAGCUGUUUGCGCUGCUCUGCCGCCUGGCAGACGAGCUGCUCUUCCGCCAGAUCUCCUGGAUCAAGAAGCUGCCGUUCUUCUGCGAGCUCUCCAUAGAGGACUACACCUGCCUGCUGAGCUCCACCUGGCAGGAGCUCAUCCUGCUCUCCUGCCUCACCAUCUACAGUGCGCAGAUCUUUGGAGACCUGGCCGACGUCACCGCCAAGUACACGCCGUCUGACGAUGAGCUGCAGGGCUUUAGCGAGGACGGGAUGGAGGUGAUGGAGAGGUUGAUUUAUCUCUUCCGGAAGUUCCACCAAUUGAAGAUCAGUAACGAGGAGUACGCCUGCAUGAAAGCCAUCAACUUCCUCAACCAAGACAUCCGAGGACUGUCCAACACCUCGCAGCUGGAGCAGCUCAACAAGCGCUACUGGUACGUGUGUCAGGACUACACGGAGUACAAGUACCCGCACCAGCCCAAACGCUUCCCCGAGAUCAUGAUGUGUCUCCCGGAGAUCCGUUGCAUCGCAGGGAAGCUGGUGAACGUCCCUCUGGAGCAGCUCCCCCUCCUGUUCAAAGCAGUCUUGCACUCCUGCAAAUCCAGCCUGACCAGCUACAGGAGCGGCCCGCCGCCCUGCGUGACCGCCUCCUCUGGAAACUAGACACCCCCCAUUGACCCUCCGAGGCGAGGGACUGGUCUCCCCUCUUGUGAAUGUGACAAGCAGCUAGUUUGUUUUUUGUAACUUUUUUCUUUAUAUAUUUAUUACACGACAGAGCUGAAUGUAUGCUGAUUACACUGUGCACAUGCUUCUGUACAAAACAAAUGCUCGUAGAUGCAUUGGUCUUUGGAGUUUACAAGUGUGUAUCCAGUUUGCUCAAUGUGUCACUGUUGCUAUUGUGAGAGCUAGACUUUAAAAGAGUUUAUUUUAUUCAGACGGGGCGGAUAGACACAUGUGACGAGUGUUUGAGACUACCUCAGGAAAAUGUUGUUGCUAUGUUCAGGUAAAUUUUCUUUCUGUUAAAUGAAGAGUUCCCCGGUCUAAAACCAAAUCCCCCAAUCAGAGACUGAAUGUCCACGGGAGCUGCUUAAAUCAAAGAUUGAACCAGUGUUUAGCUUCACUGGGAAUGCAAAAGUUGAGCUUCUGUCUGCAUGGACUCAUUAGCCCUGCUUUAUGGGAGGCGGUCGUGUCAGUUUAACAUUCCAUUGGUUAAGGUGACAGAUGUUGGAUCUGCGGGAUCUUCAUUGAAAAAGGAGCAUACGGGUAUUUUUUACAAUCAGACUGGGGAUGUUAGGCUUUAUUGCGGGGAAGGGGAGUAUAGUUAGGUUUUUAGUUUUAUUGUUUUUCUUUUUUGACCAAAGUGUUAUGCAAUGCUUUCUUCAAACACCCCUUGAUGGGUUGGGGGCUGAUAGCUCCACAAAAAAUCAUUCUUAUCAAUGAAGGAUCAGGAUAAGAAAUGAAUCAAUCUGUUUCAGAGGGGCGACCCCCUGCUGGGCAGACGAGUGUGUUGCCGGAUUUCAUUCUAAAUGCUGCUAAACAUGCACACAUGGUUGUGCACACAUAUAUGCAUAGAGCAGAUGUGAUGAGAUUGUUUCUCCCUCUGAUUCUUUCAGAUGGCUUGUUUUUGCUCAGCUCUCUUCAGUGCCAGGAACCUGAAGCAUUGUAGCCUCGACACACUAUCAACCGCAUGUAUCUCUGUUGGUUUAGAGGUGAAGUUUGUGAAAUCCUGGAUUUUACAAUUAUUCAGAACAAACCAAAGAUCAGAAAGCUAAUGCUCGGUGUUUUUGACUGGUUAGAGAUCUUCUUGGGUCAUGUAUACCUGACCAACUAGAACCAAAAUGGAACUGACAACAAACACUUGGCCGAGAGUGUUAUCUUCUGUCAGCUCAUCCAGCUUCAAACCCAGAUUAAAAACCACUGGUCCGUUCAAAAGUCUUAUUGGGCAGUUUUAGAGGAACUUGGACUGUUUUCAGGUCUUGUCAGGUCCAAUCAAACUUUUGCACAGACCCAAGACCAGAAGCAGUUUAAGUUGGACCAGAUCCAAAUCCAAGAGGCCCUAGAUCGUGUGGAGCCGAGCUUCAGGUCCGAUUGAUUAUUGGCUAAGGUUGGCCAAAUGACCAAUAACCCACAUCUCUUAAUGAACUGGCUGUUAAAAGUUUGCAGAUUAUCAGCUUAAAGGAUGGAUUCAGUGCGACUGUUUCUGGCAGUGUGUCACUGCGGUCGAGGUUCAGAGUUUAAGAGACCACAUCGUUUAAAAAAAGCCAUAUAGAAAAUGGUCUUUACUUUUGAAGUUUGAGAUGAUCAUUUCAAGCCGGAGGAGGAGUCUUCCUGAUUCCUCAGGUUCUUUGCCAUUUCAUGACGUACGAACAAUUUGAAAUGAAGUCUUUGCAACGACUCUCUUUUUUGCACACAACGGUGGGGUUCGGAGACCUUAACCUUUGACCCUGGCCCAUACCCACCCAGUGUGUUCCGCUCUCUCAGGUCCCUGCAGACCUGAAUCUAAACAGGGUAAAGUGAGUGUUAUGUUUUGCAUUCAGGAGUUCCUCAGUGACCAUGCUGAUGAACUUGUAGUAUUAGUAGAUGUAGGUUCCAGGACAUUGUAGGUCCUCUGUAGAAAAGUGUUUUUCUCUCCCCCCCUUCAUUCAGUGGAUGUAGUUUGAAGAUGAGACCUGCAGGGAGAGUUGGUGAUGGACGGAGAGGUGGUGGCAUGUUCCGCACCUCGCAGCCUCCCACUGCAGGGCUCCGUGCUCAUAGUCAGCCGCUUUUCAUCUUUUGAUUUUUAUACAUGUUCAUGUUCCUUUUUAGUUAUAAUGUUAAUGUUUUGGAUUUUUGUUGUUUUUCACGUAUUCAUUGUCUUUCUUGUGGAGGGGGUAGUGAAAAGAGCCCCUGUCUUUUUCUAAACUUUGAAUGAAUGCUUUACUUUUUUUUUGACAGGAUUUUUAGUACUCAUUCCAUUGUCCACUAUAUUUUAUGGAACAGUCAUACACAGGCGAUGUGAGCCAUGUUUCACAUGGACUAUACUGACAUCUCGGAGCCUUUAUGUAUUUCUGAAUCAUUUUACAAUGCAAAUGUGAUGCUUUGGAGCCAUCUGCGGUUCCAAACCUGAGUUAAAUUACACUAAUGUUCUACCACUAGGAUUCUAAGAGCAGCUAAGACGGGUGUGGACAUAUUUUUGUCUCACUAUUUAGUCAAAUGUUCAUCAUGCAUCACACAGGCUUCUGAGGUUAAAGGGUCAUUUCACCAAAAAGCAUACCAAAAGCAUUUAAUAUUUUUUCACUUGCCUUGUAGUUCAGUUUUAGUUUUAUUUGUCCAGGCUUUGGGAAAUGUGCCUCUAUAUUUCUGCCAUCAUCUCUAAAAAUGGAUGGUGAACGGAAUUGAGCUCGUUUUGGGUUGGAAGCAGAAACUCAAGAGACCAAUGCCUCCAAAUCUAACCGCCAGAUUAAACUGGGGAACUGAGAAAGUAAAGAGUGUUCAUGUCUUCAUGUUGAACUAAACCUAAAAACCACAUAAUCUCAGGGAUAUGUUUUUUAUGUAAAUUCUGAGCGAUGCAUCAUCAAAACAGAACCAGCUCCCCCUGAAAUCCUCCUCCACUGUUGAGACACAGCUUCAGUUUAGUUUCAUAGUUACUUUUUCUUAAAAUUGCUGCCAUUUUGGACCUACGUCAUCAAUCCCACCUACUGUGGAUGUAUCUGUAGCAGGGUGGUCGACAACAAAGUCACUUCAUCUCAAAGUAACUCUAGGAAUGCUGAACAUCACAGUGCUGAGAUCUGACAGUGGGAGAGGAUCUGAAGGGGGCUCUUUCUUUAAUGUAGCAGCAAAUAUCAAACGGCUCCUCAACAAAUGAGGACUCACCACGGCUACCUUACUGUGACUUCCUGUCAGAUUUUGAAACACGUGCUGAAGAAGUGUUCUUUUUUUAUUGUCUGUAUUUGUAAUUUUUUUGCAGACGAGGGAUAUGUCAUUUGCAAUUUCUGUACUGAAACUACCUCUUUAUUUGUCAUCAUGUUGCUUACUUUCAAAUAGAAUUUUUUGUCUUAUUUAUUGGUUUCAUUGCACCAAUGUUCUAUUUUGUCUUUUUUUUUUUCACUCAGUGACCUCCAGAUGAAUGACACGCUCUGAUACCUGUUUCCUUAAUCUUUAUUUUUUUUAAUCGUGUAAACAUGUUGCCUCAUAAUCCUCUCUACCUCAGACUUGCCUGCUGUCAGCAACUUUUAUCUUCUCUGACUUCUGGCUUUCUCUCAUCCUCUACCUCUUUCAUUCAUUUCACUUUUGUCCUGUUAAUCAUAAGUCCAAUACCAAUGAUGUAAGAAUGUCAGUGUUCAGAUGAAGCAUGGCAUCAUGCCUUCUUGUUGCAGUAACCAGUGCUUUAUUUUGUGUGUUGACUUGUUACCCUGUGGCUGUUUGCUGUGUCCACUGUACUCACCACAUCCUGAUAUGACAGUUAUUCCUCUGUGCUCCAUGAUUGUUUUUCACUGGUAAGAAGGAACGAUAGCUAGCCAUUUCAUAUCAGAUUCUGAUGGACCAUCCAUCAGACGAAGAGUUUGUGGACAGACAUCUCCUCGUGUUUACACGCCUCACUCGUUGUUUGACCCUGGCGCUGCGGCACGCUACUUCAGAUAACCGUCUUAUCUCUGGGGUUGGACCUGUAUGGCUUUUGAACAAAUGCUGCCAGCCUAAAUUACUGAUAUAUAACGUCAUGACACCCAACUAUUGUAAUAAUCUUCCAAACGGCUCUGCCUUUACACCAACAUUAUGGGUCAUAUUUGCAUUCUACAAACAUAAGGUAAAGGUUGUGAAGAAGCAUGUUAAAGGCAUACUUCAACCCACCCCCACAGUUACCUUGCAUUCGUGAAGAAAGUGUGUCUCACAUGCCUUGAUGAAUCAAAGCAAAUCAGGUUAGACCUGAAUACAACAACAGCCCAAAAAACGAGUACAUCAUUUUAGGGUCAAAGUUUUCUUUUAAUCAACUUUAUUCCGCAGCUGUGGUCAGGGGGAAUCCAUCAUCCACCUGGCCAUCAAAGCCACACGUCCAGCCCCGCCACAGUAGCACUCUCAGAACCCUGAGAGGAGGAGCUCUGCAGCGCUCGGUUAUAGAAAGACCUUGUCGUAAGGUGCCUGUUAGAUGUUUCGCUACAAAGUCAUGACAUCAGUAAUGUUCAGCAACAAGCAUUGAGUUGCUGCACACUUUUAAAAGCUCUUACUAUAACCAUGUGCUCCACAAUUCCUGCUGCAGCCGUCAGACUGUUCAGGCCCCAGUCUGAGCCUCAGCCCCUGCUGUAGUCCUGCAGGACACGAUGAGUUUGGGAGAAGUAAAGGAUGAUCGUGACAUAUCUCAGGGAAGAAAUAUAUUUACACACGGUCAUCAUCUGUGAGCAGACGUUUGAAAUGCUUUUUUCUUCAGGAAUCUCUUGUCUGCUAUUAAUACUUUAACUACCUGUGAAGAAUGUGAUCCAUUACGUGUUAAAAGCAUGUUUAGAAUGUGUUAGAACUUGAAACCAAAUAAAUGUGAACGUUAUGCAAAUGUA
This is a messenger RNA of Eleginops maclovinus (Patagonian blennie), 6352 nucleotides long. It is a transcript of the gene nr6a1a, whose product is annotated as nuclear receptor subfamily 6, group A, member 1a. The record is from RefSeq and is a predicted model, not a curated record. Gene Ontology annotation, cellular component: chromatin. Lineage: Eukaryota; Metazoa; Chordata; Actinopteri; Perciformes; Eleginopidae. Bases 135 to 1490 code for a protein of 451 amino acids. The transcript is spliced from 9 exons. Gene Ontology annotation, molecular function: zinc ion binding; nuclear receptor activity; sequence-specific DNA binding. Gene Ontology annotation, biological process: regulation of DNA-templated transcription.